CGCGAUUGUCGUGUUUCAGCCCCAGCCCCAGAUCCCCCACAACAGCGACCCUCUUCGGCUGUUCCCACGGGCCUUUUGCAGUCCCUCUCCUGAUGCUCAGGCACCAGAGCCUAUCUGCGGGUCCGCGAUGGCGUCCAGGCACGGCCGUCCUAUCACGAGAUUAGCCGACGGCUUCCGAUUACGGAACCGGAACUCCACGGGCGCCCAGAGCCCAUCCCACUGCCGCCUCCAAUGGGUGAACGCUCUCCCCGGCCCCUGGCAUCGAUCGGGCCGCCUCUUGGACGACGAUGGGCAGUGGAAGCCUCAGGAAUCGAGGCACCAGCAACUAGACACCCCGUCCAUGUUGCCAGCUGGGAUACCUUCGGGUACACGGCGAAGUGCAAUCAUUCCUGGCAGAGUGAGCACGGAGCAGAGACCAACUCCGCAGGCCUGUUGUGGUUUCAAUCCGUCAAAUCCUCCCAGGCCCUCGAGCGACCGUCAAAGCGGCAAGCGCAGAGACUUUUGCCCCUGCGGCCAACAUGUGGCAGACGACAAAAGUCUGCUCAUACGAACCGGACGGAUAGCGUCAGCAUCGACACGGCGGCAGAGAGCGCACCCAAAACCGGAGCAGGGCCGGCCCAGGGUCUGCUUGCCAUGCACUGCUCCUUGACUGCCAUUGGCCGCCAGCACCCACUGGCUGAUGCCACUCAUGCUUGGCGACAGCAACCCCAACGCACAACUUCCCCAGAUCUGCAGCUCGCGCAAACACUACGACAGGCGGACGGUUGCACCCGUGGCGAUGCCUGCAUGGCCGCCCCUGCUGGCCAAGUGUGUGCCAGGCGGGGUUUGAUCCUGCUCCAAAAAGAACAGACGCUGGGCCAUCGUGCGUCUAUUUAGCCAUGCCGCCCUCCCGCCAGCCCGCGUCCUUCGUCGUCGACAGCACGGGACCGCCGUCACUCCUCGCACCAUGUCCAGCAAGACGUCAGUCACCACACCAGCCAUGGCCGACGCAACCGCUCUCACUACGGGCCCCUCGCCCGCCAUGACCAUCCGGCAGCGGCUACAGCUCUUCACCUGGCCGGUGGGCUUCCUGGCGAUCCUGACCAGCGUUGCCAUGUUCAACUGGGGCUACGACACGCUCGUCUUCAGCGGCGUCGUCGCCAUGAAACACUUCAAUAUAAAGUUCGGCCAGUGCCACACAUCACUCACCACGGGCCUGCCCGUCUGCGAGAUCCCAGGCAGCACCGUCUCCAUCAUGAACGCGGCCCCUUUCGCC
Messenger RNA from Microdochium trichocladiopsis, 1255 nucleotides. RefSeq lists its product as uncharacterized. Bases 232 to 876 code for a protein of 214 amino acids. NCBI's taxonomy places the organism in Eukaryota, Fungi, Ascomycota, Sordariomycetes, Xylariales, Microdochiaceae. The transcript has a single exon. The record is from RefSeq and is a predicted model, not a curated record.